Sebastes umbrosus (honeycomb rockfish) is the source of this 4807-nucleotide messenger RNA. It is a transcript of the gene foxo3a, whose product is annotated as forkhead box O3A. Gene Ontology annotation, molecular function: DNA-binding transcription factor activity, RNA polymerase II-specific; RNA polymerase II cis-regulatory region sequence-specific DNA binding. Gene Ontology annotation, biological process: regulation of transcription by RNA polymerase II. The transcript has 2 exons. NCBI's taxonomy places the organism in Eukaryota, Metazoa, Chordata, Actinopteri, Perciformes, Sebastidae. Gene Ontology annotation, cellular component: nucleus; mitochondrial matrix. The coding region runs from base 1005 to 2864 and encodes 619 amino acids. The record is from RefSeq and is a predicted model, not a curated record.
UGUUGCUUUUUUUUGCAUGUAUUUUUAAAUGUUAUUAUUUAGGAGUAUUGGAGACUCCUCUGGUCGUAUUAAUGUGCACACACACACACACGGUGAUGUCAGUGGCCUGCAGACAUCUCCAUACUGUCACUUUAAUUCCAGAGCCGUCCAGAGGAGGGGGGGCAGGACCAGCACCAGGAUCAGGAUCAGGAUCAGGAUCAGGAUCGUGAGGGUUUUUUCCUUCUCGGACUCUGCAGCUGCAGUAGAUUGAAUGAAGUGUGUUUUUGCAGGCUGCUGCUGUUCCACACGGAGGACUACAACAUGCCAGAGAGGAACAGCCUGAAUGCAUCAUCACAUUAUUAUUAUGUGGCUUUUUUAAGCUCUUGUUGAGCUCUUGUUGAGAGGGCGGAGGAUCUGAGCCUCGACACAUUUCUCCAGUUAGGUGCGGGGCCUUGAGAGAGCAGAUCUCCUCCUUGAUGCUAUCUGGACAGCAGCAGCAGCAGCUCCUCUCUGCACAGCCGACUGGCAGCAGCUCUCUGCACGGAUGAUAAAGAACUUGGAAGGGAAAGGAAAUGGUCAAGAUGGCAGCAGCUGAUGUGGAGGCAUUAGAUGUAUAGUAGUAAUUCUCAUUUCUCUCUCUCUCUCUUUGGCAUGCACGUCGCAGGAUCUCAGCGCAGGACGCUUGUGCAGGAAUUGGAUUCCUCCAAACCAACAAUCUUUAAUUGCCAAAUUGCAAUGCAUGUUGUCCAGCAGGGUGUGGGCUGUGCACGAGAAAAGGCAAUGUUUUGUUAAUGCUGGUCAGCCUCUGCGGAUAGACAGACGCCUUUGCAUUGCAGGAGGAGGAGGACAGAUAAACGGACACGUGUUUGGGGGCUGCAGGAUUUGGACUAUUUUGCAUACCAGUGCAUGCAUAUAAUAAGUAAAUAUAUAUAUAUGAAAAGCUGCACACACUUAUUGAUGGAAUGGAGUGAUUUUAUAAGCCUUUGUGCAGCAGCAGCAGCAGAAACCGAGAUAUUGUUUUUAACAUGGCUGCUGAAGAACCGCGCGACGACUCCCCCUUAAACGUGGAGAUAGAUCCGGAUUUCGAGCCCCAGAAGCGGCCGCGCUCCUGCACUUGGCCGCUGCCUCGUCCGGAGUCUGGUGCGGACAAACCGCCCGCAAAUGACACUGACGUAAUCCCCGAAGAAGAGGAUGACAGCGAUGCACAGAAAGAAGCCAACAGUGUUGUUAAAUCUCGUGUGCCAAGCAGCAGUAGUGGUUCCUCCAGCUCCACCUCCCAGCCUGUGGAGGUCCAGCGCGGCCCCUGCAAGGAGGAGGCCGGAGAUGGCUCUCCUUCCUCGGCGCAGACCCCCUCCGCGGCUACGGGUGGUUCUUCUGCGUCCCAGCAGCUGAGGAAGUCGUCCGCCCGCAGGAACGCCUGGGGCAACUACUCCUAUGCAGACCUCAUCACACAAGCCAUCGAGAGCUCUCCAGAGAACAGGCUGACCUUGUCCCAAAUCUACGACUGGAUGGUGAGGUCUGUGCCAUAUUUCAAGGACAAAGGCGACAGCAACAGCUCUGCUGGCUGGAAGAAUUCCAUCCGACACAAUCUGUCCCUCCAUAGUCGCUUUGUGAAAGUCCAGAAUGAAGGAACAGGGAAAAGCUCGUGGUGGAUGGUCAACCCAGAAGGUGGGAAAGGAGGCAAAGCUCCCCGACGACGAGCCGUAUCCAUGGACAACAGCAAGUACAUCAAAGGAGCCCGAGGACGCGCCACCAAGAAGAAAGCUUCGCUGCAGGCAGCUCAAGAAGGCAGCUCAGAGAGCUCCUCCAGCCUCUCCAAGUGGACAGGAAGUCCCACCUCCCGCAGCAGUGACGAGCUGGACGCCUGGACAGACUUCCGCUCCCGGACCAAUUCCAACGCCAGCACGCUCAGCGGUCGUCUGUCCCCGAUCCUGGCUAACCUGGAGCUGGACGAGGUGCCCGACGACGACUCGCCUCUCUCCCCGAUGCUGUACUCCAGCCCCAGCAGCAUGUCCCCGUCCACCGGGCCCACGGGCCUCUCCGACCUGGCGGGUACCAUGAACCUCAACGACGGGCUCUCUGACAACCUGAUGGACGACCUUUUAGACAAUAUCAGCCUGACAGCAUCCCAGCAGCCUCCUCCUGGAGAGGAAGACAACGGAGCCGACGAUCAGGGGAGCUCAGUGUUUACCUUCAGCUGCUCAGGAAGUAGUCUGGGUAGCCCCUCUGGCAGCUACGGGCCGAACCCUCUGUUUAGCCCGCCGUCCAUCACGAGCCUGCGCCAGUCGCCCAUGCAGACCAUCCAGGAGAACAAGCAGACCACCUUCUCCUGCAUCUCGCACUUCAGCGACCACCAAACCCUGCAGGAUCUGCUCAGCCUGGACUCCCACGGCCACAGCAACGUCAUGCUCACCCAGUCCGACCCGCUGAUGUCGCAGGCCAGCACCGCCAUCGCCCUGCAGAACUCCCGCCGAAACGCCAUGCUGCUCCGCAAAGACCACUUGUUGGUGAACCAGACCAGUGCAGGCGAGGCCCAAAGCGCCUCAGUGCCUGGUUGGCAAGCUGGCUUGUCGACCUCUGACAAAGACGCCGGCCACCCCGACGCCAAGCAGCCGCUCCUGAAGUCUCCCAGUAAGAACGCCUCUAUGCAGCUCGGCUCUGGCUUGUCCGGCCAGGACCGCUUUCCCGCCGAUCUGGACCUCGACGUGUUCAACGGCAGUCUUGAGUGCGACAUGGACUCCAUCAUCCGCAACGAACUGAUGGACGCAGACUGCCUGGACCUCAGCUUCGACUCUCGCCUCUCCUCUGCCCAGAACGCCAACAGGAAUUCAGGAAGCUUCUCCAGCUCCAAACAGACCUCUCCGCACAGCUGGGUGCCAAGCUGAGAAGCUCCAUCAGAGCUCAGCAUGGGUAUAAAAACAAAGUUGGGGAAAUGUAAAUUGGGGUUCAUUGUGUCCUGCGUUGUGCAACUAGAGGGAAGAAAGUACGUAAAAGUGUAUCAUGUAGUAUUUUUUCCAUUAUUUUUAAUGUGAGGCAUUAAGUUCGGUACUGUUUUUCAAGUGUCUGAGACACACAAUGGUGUCUUCACAAAGGAGGAAAAAAAUUCUUUAAAAAGAUCAAUGCCUGGGCGGUGUGAACAACAGUAUCGACUGGAAGUACAGAACAUUUUGUUAAAGCUAUAUGAAAAGCAUCAACUCGUGUUAGUCUCAGGGAAUCACUCAUGCAGUAUCACUAAGUGAUACACAAAACUGAAUUAUGUUUUUCACCCUGCUUUCUCUCCUCUUUCACACCCUUUCAUACCUAAACCAACGUUUUUGCCAAACCAGCUGUCAGCCUGUUGUGAGUGACAGCCUGUUUACAGAAAAAAGCUGCAGAGAAUGUUACAUUAUUACGUUCCAGUGGAGGAUACUUGACAAGCUUUUUUUUAUUUUAAAGUUUCUUUGAGAGACUAAAUGGACUAAAAGAUUUAAUGAAAAGCUUUUUUCCCCCCUUCCCAUUGAUGCACAGAGUCACGCACCAAAUAUCAAUCUGUAGAGGUUAAUAUGUUAUCAAGAUGUGAACUGAUCUACAUUGUGUGGUUUUUGUAUGUAAUGUUUUAUUUUUACUUAGCGGAUUUUACCCUGUGAUUUUAGUGACAUUACUGUGAAUUCUGUUCCUUCUAAAGAGGUGCAUAACUGAAGUCUUGAUAAUAUGGUGUUUCUGCUGCAGAUCCCUUUUCACCAUCUUCCCCCCUCCUCCUCUUCCUCUUACUGCAAUAUUGGAAGUACUGCUCAGUACACAGAGUUUAGGACCGUGUAUAGCAAGAAACAUGAUUUAGCUCUAGUUACCAUUAGUAAACACGUAGGACUAUUUGGAUUAAAGUAACCACACUUAGAGACUCCACAGCACUCAACUACAAUAUUUUGGUGUUUGUUAAUUUGAAGGAGUUCUUGGUGCUAUAAAUAAGAAGAUAGCAGGGAGUGGCUGCAGAUGGAGCAGCAUUAGUAGCCUCCCCUAUGUUAUCAGCACUAUAGCAGGUGCUGGGGUCAAAUAGUGUUUCCAACCCUGUGAGAGGUCGUGUAGUAACGUAGAGCCAUUUUUGCCAUUUGAGAAACCACAGUAUUUUAAAUAUUGCCAAAAUAUUUCUGCAUUUAACUAAGUGGAAAUAAGAGGAUAUACAGUGUAUAAAAUAGUAGGAACCAGUGCUAUAAGGGCAAAAAAACAAACACAUCAGCACAGUUUUUGUAGGAACGGCAGGAUGAACUUUUUUUAGUUUACAUUUUUAUCAGCUGGAAACUGUCAAUUUUCACUGAAUUUGUCUUGUCAAAUGAAAUUUUAUUUAUUUUCUUUUCCACAUGUGCAUAUUUUGGUGCUUUUCCAUAUGACGUGUGGUCGAGCUGUGUAAAAGCACUUUUCUUUGAAUGGUCUAGUCAACAUUUUGAUCACCUCAGUCGGGUAUUGAUCAGGACCGACAACGAACGGCAAAUGGUGCCUGAAAUGGUGUCCCCCUUUAAAUCUAAAUGUGACACCCUGUUGAAUUGAACUGACAAUAAUGUCACAGAAAUAUUGAGUCCUAUUUGCUUAUUUUUUUUUAUUUUUACAAAAAUAUAUUUUGCACAUUUGUGCUUCCAAAUAUCAUUUUUGUAGCUUCACAUGGAUGACUUGAAGCUUCAAUUUUUUUUCUACAUUAAUCUUGAGUAACUCUCACUGCCAAUAUUCAAACUCCAUUUCUUCCUAUUGCUCCUACAAAACAAAAAGAAGACAUCAAGUUGACAUUGCCAGUUGUAAUUCCUAUCUUGGCUGUAUCAGAGAUGGUGCAUGUAAAUAAAGCUUAAAGAACCACUGAAAA